AUGAGUUUAGAAUUAUUAUCAAAUGAAUUAUUACUAGAUAUAUUUGAAUAUAUUCAUUCAGUUGAACUUAUUCGAUCUUUCUACAGUCUCAAUAAACAUUUUAACAAUUUGAUCUUGAUUCAUAUUGAAACUUUUGGUCUUGAUUUUCGAUCAACAUCGAAACAAGAUUUUGAUAUUGUUUCUCAAUUAUAUCUUCAAUCAAUUAAACAUCGAAUUAAUUCACUUAGACUUUCAACUGAUGACGAUGAAACUCCUGAACAAAUUCAUUUAUUUCAUUCUUAUGGAUGGAAUUUCAAUAAAUUUCCAUAUCUUCGAUCUCUCUCAUUACAUCGUAUUCGUUUUGAUAAGACAACAAAUAAUACUUUAUCAAAAUGUUUUCAUUUAACUAACUUAACAUUAACUAAAUGCUGUUUUCCAUACACACAAGCUGAUAUUCGUCAUUUUAUGAAUGAUAUUUGGAAUUUACCUAAACUGAAAUAUUUUUAUUUGGAUACUUAUACAAAAUAUGACGUUAGUUUUCCAGCACUAACUAAUUCUUCAUCUUCUAUCGAACAUUUAUCUAUCAGUGGUUUUUGUAAUCUUGAUCGUCUAUUAGUUCGUCUAUAUCAUAAUACACCUUAUCUUCGAUAUUUGACUGUAAAUUUAGAUUGUAUUAAAAAAAAGUUGCAAGUAUCAAUUCGAUCAAUAAAUGAAUUAAAUUUAUCUUUCAGUCAUGACCGAAAGAAUAUAAUAGAAGAUUUUUUACAACAUGUUCCUAAUUUACAUCGAUUGAAAAUUGAAAUAGAUUCUAUUGAAAUUGAUGGAUAUGUAUGGGAAAAGAUCAUUAGAAAUUAUUUACCAAAACUUGAAAAAUUUCAAUUAAAAAUGAAAAUUACGGUUGAAAAUCAAAACAACAAUCAAAUUUUAUUGAAUUCAUUUCGAACUCGAUUUUGGCUUGAAGAACAUCAAUGGUUUGUUGAAUAUCAUUUCAAUACAAAUGAUUGCAAUCGAUUCGCUUAUAUUUAUACAUUACCUUACAGUUUUACUGAUUUCAAUAUUUUUUUGCCAAAUCGAUUUGAAUCAACAUGUUCUAAUGAUAAACAUUAUUGUCCAUAUGAUAUUAACUUUCAUAAUAUAAAUCAUCUUUCAAUAAAACUUCCUGCUUGUUUGCAUAUUUUAUUGCUUAUUGAGCGAUGCCAUCGAUUAACUUCAUUAGAAAUAUCAAGAUCGGAAAAUAUGUCGAAUGAAGAUACUCAAUUAGAAAUUCAAACUUUACUAGAUCGUACACAUUAUCUUCAUUCAUUUAAAUUUAAUUCAUAUUCAAAAUUUGAUUAUUUUUAUGAGAAUGAACCAUCCAUGAAUGAAAAAGUAAUACCAAUUGUAAUGAGAAGUCCACCUAUUCGACGAGUUAAUCUACUUGGUUGUGAUACGUGGUUUACUGGUGAACAACUUAUUCAAUUAAGUCGUUCGCCACUUAUGACUCAUUGUCAAACACUUCUUAUCAAAGUUAAAAAACGAAAAACUAUACGUACUAUUAUCAAUAUAAUGCCUAAUCUUCGAGCAUUAGUUGUUCGAUGUCAACAAGAUCAUUUUAAAUUCUAUUAUUCAUCAACACAAGAUUCACUUCUUCAUUGGUUAAAAGGCAACUUAUCAUCAAUGUGUUUUAUUAAACGAAAUCUUCGUUUCAUUCAUCAAAUUCAAAUAUGGAUUCAUCGAUAA
Messenger RNA from Rotaria sp. Silwood2, 1698 nucleotides. NCBI's taxonomy places the organism in Eukaryota, Metazoa, Rotifera, Eurotatoria, Philodinida, Philodinidae. The record is from the annotation of a GenBank genome assembly.